Molecule: messenger RNA, 3075 nt
Organism: Quercus robur (English oak)
Lineage: Eukaryota; Viridiplantae; Streptophyta; Magnoliopsida; Fagales; Fagaceae
Product: BEL1-like homeodomain protein 11
Exons: 4
Coding region: 1457-2863 (468 amino acids)
Biological process (GO): regulation of transcription by RNA polymerase II
Molecular function (GO): RNA polymerase II cis-regulatory region sequence-specific DNA binding; DNA-binding transcription factor activity, RNA polymerase II-specific
Source: RefSeq, a predicted model, not a curated record
UUCUUGAAAGAUUGUGAUAUUCAGUGUCCUUUCAACGUCUGUAUGCAUGACUACAACACCUAACAGUGAAAAAAGUUAGAUAUUCCAAUAUGGCUUACGGGCUCGUAAGCUGACAAUCUUAGAACUGGGAGUGUGCAAAAGAUAGCCCACUUUUUAUCCUCCUUUUGCAGAGUGAACAGAACAAUUUUAACAUAUUAAGGGGCUCUCCUGUGAGGAGAGGUGGGAGAGAGAGUUUUACACUGUUCUGAGCCUAAAUUUACUUUUUUGAGUCUCCCAAAGAAAUGUGUAUCUGCUAGCACUAAAGCUGGAGGCUUGAUACUUUUGCUUGUUGUUUUAUAGUCAGGGAAGUUUGGGGGACCAUCUUUUCCUGUCAUUUGCUGCCAUAUUUGCUUAGCCAAUUAACUUUGUUUCUUUAAAUAACUAGCAGGAGUCUAUGUCUCUAGGCCUUCUGUUGUUCAGUUUUAGACCUGUUAUGUGUGUGUGAGAAAGAGAGUGAAUUAUUAUUAACAACAAAUGUAUGUAUGUUUGCACUUUGCAUUCAUAUACUGUGCUUUCCUGCUUGCUUUGGCUUGUGCUACUUUAAUAGAACUUGAUUCAUUUUAUCUUUUGGUGGGUCUUCCUCUUUUCUUUUCACUCUAUUCAUUUUCAACUUUGUUUAGUUCUUCAACUCUGCCCAUCAAGGAUUGGGGUUGGUUGUCAAAGACUUGUUGGGAUAUUAAUUUUGUCUUGCUUUCAGUUAGCCUGGUCUUGUACUUCACUUUUCCUCAUUUUUAAUGAUUUUAACUAAUCUGCUUCAUGUUUCUGAGUUUCUCUCUCCUUUUAUUGAUAAUAUUUUCUUUAAUGGGUCAGUUAUGUCAUUAUGUUAGCAGUCCUUCUAGUUUGAAUUCUCACAUUUACUUUCACUGAACUGGGUUUUCUUUCUAUGUGCCAUUUUUUGAAUUUGUUUGUCCGAAGUGAUCCCUCCAAGUUGAACUUCAGUGUUAAUUAAUUCUGGUACUUGUGCCUAAAUAAUUGAGCAUGUCUUUUGGCUUCUUGAUUUUAGUUACUCUGCCUCUCUGAGUGCAACUUAAUACGAAUUUCCACUUCAGUGCUUUAAGUCGUACCUUUACUUGGUCUCUGUUUAUUGAUCAAACUUAUGCCCUCAUAAUUUAGUGCUAACACAUGACGGCCACAAGUUCAUGAUUGUCUUCCUUACACACCAUUUAUUGCUUCCAUAGCAAUUAAUAUGGAAAUGUACUCCCAUCUUUAUCUUUGGCACUUCAUAUUCAAUAGAGGAUCAAUAUCAGCUUGAUAGUCUCUAGUUUUCCUGACCAAGUUGUUAGUUCUUUUCACUAAAGCUUUGACAAAACCCAACUUGCUAAAGUCCAGAGCAAGGUUCUCAAAAAAAAAAAAAAAAAAAAAAAAAAAAGUCCAGAGCAAAUCUUUUAUAACUUUUUAGCUUCCGGUUCUGUUCAAUAUGGUUUCACAGGACUCACCUCCACAUCCAAGUAACAUGCACCUAUUCACUAUCUCAGACUCUAUCACUGGUCAAAACCAUUUCCAAAACCAAAACCAACAUUUUGAUGCAUAUGGGUCUGCAUUAACUGGAAGUGACACAGUGCUCCAUCAUUCUCUUGGUGUACUUCCCAGCAUUCAAUCUCUUGGGGAAAGAAUGUCUAGAUCAAUAGACCUUGUUCAAGCUUCAACAGUAGCUGAGGAAUCUGAGAUCAACCACACUAGACAUUUCAUGGAUCUUCUAGGAGCAGCAAAUGAGUCCAAUCACCAGGCUCAGAGGCUGUCACUUUCUUUAGGCUCUCAUGUGCUUGUUCCUUCUGGACAAUACAGGCAGAGGUCCUUCAAUUCAGACCUCAUAAGCCCCCCCAGUUACUUAAUGUCCAGAGAAGAAGCACAGGAACCUUGUAAUCCAGGAGUGGAACAUGUAAGCAGUGACUAUUCUUACACAGGAAGUUCAUUUGCUUCAUCUUCGGCCUCAUUAAAUCGUUCUUAUUCAACUUCAUAUGGAACAGAAUCUUUUGCUUCUGUUAUAGGCAAUUCAGUGUAUUUAAAACCAGCUCAGUCCCUUUUGAGAGAAACUGUUAAUGUGGGUGGCAGAGAAGUUAAUUUGAGCAAUGAAAAAUAUGUUGCUAAAUUGUGUCGUGGAGGUAGGGCAGGAGCUCUUGGACUUUCUUCUGAACUAAAAGCAGAAUUGUACAGUAAUGGGCUCUUAUCAGCUGAGAAACAUGAACUUCAAGUUAAGAUUGCAAAGCUUAUUGCUUUGUUGGAGGAGGUUGAAGACACAUAUGAGAAAUAUUAUCAUCAAAUGGAAGAAGUGGUGUCAUCAUUUGAGUUGAUAGCAGGUGUAGGAGCUGCCAAGUCUUACACUGCACUAGGACUUCAGGCCAUGUCUAGGCAUUUCUGCAGCUUAAGAGAUGCCAUAGUUUCCCAAAUAAACAUCAGGAAGAGGAAAUUCUUGCAGGAUUUACCGCGAAUCAGCACCGGAUUAUCACAGCUUAACUUGUUUGAUACAGAGACUAGACAAACUAGAAUGACCCUUCAACAGCUUAGCAUGAUGCAAAGCCAAAGGCAAGCAUGGAGACCGAUUAGAGGGUUGCCAGAGACUUCUGUGGCAAUCCUGCGCUCUUGGCUUUUUGAACACUUUCUCCACCCGUAUCCAAAUGAAACUGAAAAGCUAAUGUUGGCAUCUCAGACAGGCCUGACCAAGAACCAAGUUUCAAAUUGGUUCAUAAAUGCUCGGGUUCGGCUGUGGAAACCUAUGAUUGAAGAAAUGUACAAAGAAGAGUUUGGGGAGUCCUCAGAAGACUUGAACCAAUUAACUAGCAAUUCAAUGACAAGGGAAGAUGUCUCAGAUCCUGCAGAGGAUUGAAGGGGUAGGAAAAAUCAACUUAGGAUAGCAAUUAAUGCAAACUCUUGUAAAGUGAGCCAAGAAUGAAUGACCUCUAGUAAGUGCUCAUUUUUGCAUAUAUAGAUUAAAGACCUUCGGAAUGUGGUUGAACUAACCAGGGUCAAAUUUGUUCAAGAACACCAACUGUGUUAGUUUCUAAAGCCUGUUAGUAUUUACACCCCCCACCCCCCCCC